Malania oleifera is the source of this 543-nucleotide messenger RNA. RefSeq lists its product as uncharacterized. The transcript has a single exon. NCBI's taxonomy places the organism in Eukaryota, Viridiplantae, Streptophyta, Magnoliopsida, Santalales, Ximeniaceae. Gene Ontology annotation, molecular function: nucleic acid binding; RNA-DNA hybrid ribonuclease activity. The coding region runs from base 1 to 543 and encodes 180 amino acids. The record is from RefSeq and is a predicted model, not a curated record.
AUGGACCCGAUCAAGUAUGUCUUUGAAAAACUAGCAGUAACUGGCCGGGUAGCUUGUUGGAAAAUGCUAUUGACUGAGUAUGAUAUAACUUAUGUGACAAGGAAGACAAUCAAAUGGAGCGCCAUAACAGAGUAUUUGGCAGAAAGGGUUGUGGAAGAUUACCAACCCAUGGAGUUCAAUUUUCCAGAUAAGGAUAUUGAUUCAGUGAACCAAAUGGAGGAAGAUUAUGAAGGAUGGACCAAGCUGUUUGAUGGGGCAGCUAAUGUAUGGGGACACGGAAUAGGGGCAGUGCUCAUAUCCUCAGAAGGUAAACACUUCCCUAUCUCGGCCAAACUUACCUUCCCUUGCACCAACAACAUCGCUGAAUAUGAGGCAUGUGCAUUGGGUUUGCAAGCUGCCAGAGACCGAGGCAUCAAAGAAUUAAUCGUUAAAGGGGAUUCAGCUUUGGUGAUUCAUCAGUUGACACGGGAAUGGGAGACACGAGAUUCAAAUUUGAUACCAUACCAAGAAUACAUCCAAGAAUUGAUCAAGGAGUUCGACUAG